AGUGGAGUCGUGCAGAGUAGAUCAUACCAAGAAAUUGUGCGCCGAAUGGGUUUGGUUGCUAUUGUGCGGCAGGGUAGGAGCUGAGAGAAUUGGAGGCGGAAUUUCCAUGGUGACGGUUGAAAUGGCGAGGCCAUUCGACGAGCGAUCGUGCGAUCGGAUGAGGUCCGGAGGGCCGAAGAGAGAGAUAUGAAGAGUGCGUAUUCUCACGUAUUCAUUCAUGACUUGGAUGGCGAAGCGGAAGGAAGGGAAGGCAACUCUUCCCGUGUGGUGAACAGCCUGGGUUUCUUAUGUCAUUUGCGGGAAUUAGCUGGAGAACGUCCAAAAAGAUGUUGAGAGUUUGUUGUUUUUGAAUGCGGAGCGAUGGCGCGCAACUGGUACAUACGCUGCAGGUUUAGGAUCGUGUCGGCGGAAGUUGACUCGUGGUGCAACCGGAAUCGGUUGAAAGAAAGGGGAGGAGGCAAAUGGUUUGGUAGAGUUUUAUUCGGGGUGUAGGUUGGCGUGCGAGGGGGCGAGGCGUGGGAGAAGAGCGCAGGGCAUUGCAUGGAGAAGAGAGAGAGUGAGGCUCCCGGAGAAGGUGAGAGUCGGUGUGAAGGCGGCUGACAAACAAACAGGCACAGGAUGGAGAGAGAGAGAGAGAGAGAGAGAGAGAGAGGGAGAUAGGGGGAUGCAAGAAGAAGCCCUAAUGCAUAGUGGAGGAUGAUCAUGGACAGAGCAAGAGCGCGCGCAAAGCCAAGGCUUAUGAUAAUCUAAGAGCGAAAGAUCAGGUGUCAGUCAUACCAUGCCACCGUGCAUCCUCCUUCCUUCCCCUCUACAUUGUCUUUCUUACCACUCUUCUUCCAACAUACCUUUUCCAGUCCCAGCCCCAUCGUCCCUCUAUGCAAUGGCCAGCCUAGCCCCGCCUCCGCCCUGCCCUUCUCUGUCCCUUUUCCUUUUGUUUACCUCCCUCGAUCAUUGAAUCUUCUUUCCCUUUUGUUGCAGUAUUCUUUCGUUUUGAAUCGGUCAUCUGCUUUUGGUUUACAUGUCAUUUGUUCAUUUUUCUGGCAUUCAUAUAAGCCUCGGGGUAGUUCGGGCCGUUUUUUGGGAGUAAUGUAACCAGCAGAGGAACUGGGCGAUGGUGAUCCAUGCAGCCAUCGUCUUCGAAAGAUAAAUUAUGCUCAAGUUUGUCGGUCCUACUAGAGGAGGAGAUUUGAAUCUCAUCCUCUGGGAACCGUUGUCUUGGAAAUGAACACGAAUUUAGUGAAUUACUACUUCAUUGAAAGGUCAAGGUUGGCGUGAGCGUGUUAUUGUUUCAUUACCACUCAGUCUGACAUAUGCGUAUGCCCUUAGUGAAGUCGAAUUUUAUAACCUGAUCUGUCCAUCUAAGAUUGUGAUUUGAUUUUUCAAUUUUUAUUUUUAUUUUUUUAGAUGUAGAAUUUUUUGGUUCCUCUUUUCAAAUUCUGUAUUAUUAGCCCAUCCUGAGAUGUGCCUCAUUUGUGAGUGCUUUGUUCGAUGUCUGGCAUCCAUUUCCAGCAUUAUCUAUAAUUUUUCAUAAAUGGUGUAUCAUAUUGUGAUGUGAUACUUUCAAAACUUCUUUCUCCCUUUAAAUUUUCGAUUCAUCUGUUGCUCAACGCAUCCCUGAAGUUUUCUAGAAUGAAAUUCAGAUCUAUCCUUUGUGUUGUGUGCCGCUCAAUGUUAUUCUUCAUCAAUCACAACACAAUUUUUUCUGAUAACCUGAUUGUCUCCUCAGCCUAUUUGCCUCUGUCCAGCUUCUUAAUGUAUAUUUUCUUUUUCGCUGAAUCCUCCAUGGAUUCCAGAAUUGUGUAGGAAAGAUCUUUUGAAUGUCAUUCAAAUGAUUUUUCAAAUCCACUAUUUGUAUCUCUAUCAUGUCCAGGGCUUGUAUACCUUAUAGUUUGUAGCCAUCUUUCAUUUGUACCAGUAUUUUUUUCCACGUUUAUACCCUGACGUACCGACUAUAAUGAGACUGGAUUCUGAAUUUGAAAUAUAUCUCUGUAAUAUCGCAAUGGAGUAUGCUGUCCUCUGAAGGUCCACUGGUGAUAGUGCCUUCUGUCGUGAUUCCGAGCCUCGCAAGUCUUACUCACGUGUAACACCCUUACCGAGAGGCGAAAAAUUGGGACAUACUGGAGUGAUGACGGAAGUAUCAUUUUGGAAUCGCUAAGGCAGGACGUGAGCAUCAUCAUUUGAGCGCCGCUCGUGACUGAUGCGAGAAUGGCAAGUGGGCAGUUAGACUCUCCUACCUGUGAAGGAGUGGUCCUUAAUUCAUCGCACAGUCCGCGUUUCGAUAUCAACGAGUUUUUGAAGACUCCAAAAGACGUCAAUGCUGAAGAGCAGUUCUUUAAUUUUGCGACAUUCAAUUCUCCAGCACCCGCCUGCAAUAUGUUAACGCCCCUUCCCUCCUUCAACAACAGGAGGUCUGGAAGGACUGAAGGAGCCCCAGAAUCAGACUUCAGUUCCUUGUUGUUUGAUAGCAGGGGAAUUGAUGGAGAGAUAGCAUAUGCAGAUGAUUCCUUGAAUGGGGAGUUGAUCGCUUUUGAUGAAAUUGAUGCUGAUCUUGCGAAAGAUUCAUUUGCCCUCUUCAGCGGCUCGCAUGACAACUACAUGAACAAUACGCCCAUUUCGCCUGUGAAACUGGAGGUGCCAUCUUAUGUCCCUUCGCCAGGAAGUAGGCUUCCUUCCAUGACCUGCCCUCCCACAAUUUUCACAGCAGGAUCGUACAUGGUAGGGAAUUUAGUUGGUCUUGUUGACGUCGAAGAUCGGGCUUUUGGAAGUAUGGAGCAUGGGGCCUCAACUUCCGACGGUACACACCCUAUUAAUUGUGGUGGCGCACCAUUGGACUGGGGUAUGUCACGGGAGGGCCUCAUUCAGCCCAACUUCGGACAGUCACACAAUCAGCAAUUUCAGUGCGCUUCAUGCCAGAUUCUUCGCCGUAUUAUCCACUCAAACGUUGAAAAUUACGCAGUGCCGAAUGCGACGAGUGAUAGUUUGAAUGUUUAUGGUGAGAUUGUUGAGUCAACACUGCAGAGAUUGCUCUUCCUGGAAACCUCAAGCUGGCACAAUAGAGUUCAAGACACAAAGCUUGAGAUUCAUGGAUGUGAUGGCCAAAGCUAUCAUGCAGUCCUGCAGACUCGGUUCUGUAUUGACGAUGGCUUUCCCGCAUCUUUUGAGCAACAGAUGGUUGAGUUUCCUGUUGGGAACGCCGAGUACGUGAAGCAAUUUCUGUUACAGUAUAGCCUUUUGCGUAGAAAGGAAGGUUUUGUACUUCGGCAUGACUCCUUGGCUUCGCAUGCAAGUGGAGGCCUUGGAAUAGGCAUGUCGUCAGAGCGGGUGAUGGGUGCAAAUUCGGGGUGUCUUCCGAAGUCAAUGGGACACAUUAUUCUCCCAGACGUUCUUUGUACUUCCUCUGACUUUUCCAAAAGCGGAUGUGCGUAUGGGAAAGGUGGCCUUGGACAGAACAAGCUUCACCAUUGUGGAAGCAUAGACAGCACUGAUAACGCAGAUAUGACAAUUGGACCAGCCAAGCCUCCCAAGAGUAAUGCUGCAGCGCAGAGAGAGAGAACGGGAAAACUCAAAAUGACAGAUUUGGCGCAGCACUUUCAUCUGCCAAUCAAUGCUGCUGCCAAAGAACUAGGAAUUUGUCCUACUGUUCUGAAGAAAAUAUGUCGGCGUAAUGGCAUGCGUCGAUGGCCUCAUCGCAAGAUUAAGAGCAUAGAGCGCAUAAUUGCAACGUUGGAGCAGACAAUAGCAGAGGGUGCCGGUCAAGGCGAUGAGAGCAUUCGCAUGGAGAUCGCUAUGCUGCGAAAUGAACGAGCACAGCUCUGUGCAGGAUUUUUGGGUGAUACAUGACCAUUUUUCUUUCCCAUGGAAUCAGCCAACUUUGAAACUCCACCCAAUGAUUUUUUCUCUUUUCUUUGACCCUCUUUUCCUCUCUCAACUUAAGUGCAAGUAGACGAAUUUGUUGAAUGUGAAGAUCCAACUCUAUUCCGUUGUAAAAUCAAUAGGAAAAAGAAAUCUGAGGUCGAAUUUGGCUAUCUCCCUUCACAUAUAUUGGUGUAUUUGGGCAGAAUCACCAAAACUUUUGUCACUUGAUAUUCUAAUAUCUUUGAACUCUUUGAAAUAUUAUUUAACAAGUAUUUGAGUAAAUCACAUAUUUCAGUA
Messenger RNA from Physcomitrium patens, 4152 nucleotides. RefSeq lists its product as uncharacterized. Gene Ontology annotation, molecular function: DNA-binding transcription factor activity. The record is from RefSeq and is a predicted model, not a curated record. NCBI's taxonomy places the organism in Eukaryota, Viridiplantae, Streptophyta, Bryopsida, Funariales, Funariaceae.